AUACUAACAAAUGAAACCCAAUUUCAGCUCGUGUCAUUUAAGUUGAAACUCGAUUCGUGAAUUCGAAGCCAAGGCACAUUAAAGCUGAAGCACAUGUUGAAGUCGUUGUUGCUGCGCCGAGACUUGUUGCAACCGCAUUUGCCACAAUUUAUUGGACUUUGUAUUCGAUCUCCCAUCCAUCCGAAAAGUACUAUUUCAAGACGCAAAUUCUGCAGCGAAAUGGACGAAAAAAUUGAACUUGACGCAGCAAAGAGGCUCGCAGCCGAAACAGCGGUGGAUCAAUAUGUGACCGAAGAUACAAAAGUUUUGGGCAUUGGUAGCGGCUCAACCAUCGUGUUUGUCGUCCAGCGGCUUGCGGAGCGCGUCUGGAAGGAGGGUACGCUGUCAGAAUUAAUCUGCGUGCCGUCAUCGUUCCAAGCGCGUCAACUAAUACUCGAUCACAAUCUCACAUUGGGCGAUCUGGAUCGUAAUUAUAAAAUCGAUGUUUAUAUUGAUGGCGCCGACGAAGUGGACAGUAGCAUGGUGCUAAUCAAAGGUGGCGGCGGCUGCCUGAUGCAGGAAAAGAUAGUUGCCUCGUGCGCCAAGACAGUCGUCAUCGUGGCAGACUAUACUAAGCGCUCGCUCCGCCUGGGCGAGCAAUGGUGCAAGGGCAUACCCAUUGAGGUUGCGCCGUUAGCCUAUGUGCCAGUCAAGCAUAAGAUCGAGGAGCUCUUUGGAGGCGAGGCACAGCUACGUAUUGCCCUAAAGAAGGCUGGUCCCAUUGUCACCGACAAUGGAAAUUUUCUGUUGGACUGGAGAUUUGUUGCAAAACGGGAAUACGAUUGGAACGAGGUGAAUACGGCAAUAACUUUGAUACCGGGUGUCCUGGAAACGGGCCUAUUCGUCAACAUGGCAAACAAAUGCUACUUUGGAAUGGCCAAUGGCACCCUCAAGGUCCAGAGCAAAUAGUUCUCUGAUCCGAUCAAUUGAAAAUAUUCAUAUUAAUAAUACUAAACUGUUACAGCGCAUGAAUA
Messenger RNA from Drosophila navojoa, 1013 nucleotides. It is a transcript of the gene Rpi, whose product is annotated as Ribose-5-phosphate isomerase. Gene Ontology annotation, biological process: pentose-phosphate shunt, non-oxidative branch; D-ribose metabolic process. Lineage: Eukaryota; Metazoa; Arthropoda; Insecta; Diptera; Drosophilidae. Gene Ontology annotation, cellular component: cytoplasm. Gene Ontology annotation, molecular function: ribose-5-phosphate isomerase activity. The record is from RefSeq and is a predicted model, not a curated record.